CAGCAAGCCGUCAAGGAGAUUCAAGGGUCUGAAUUACUGAACUCUGUGGUGUGAAUACAACGCGUUUCACAAAGGAAAUAGGUCGGAGCUGUGUAGCUAAUCUACGUCACUGACUGGUGGGAAGAGCGCUAACGAUACGUUAGCUUGCUGCUGGCUAAAUGUUUUCAACGUGUUGGCUAGCCAACUAUCGGAAUUAGCUGGUGGUCAAGCAACGCAAAACUUCGAGGAAUUCAGCUGGUAGCGUCAUCUUAUAACCAUUAACCUGUGCGAAUUCAUGGCUGCUUACAAGUACGAAUACAUCGCCUUAUCAGCCUUUACAAUGACAGUAAACCGCUGAUGCUUAAUUCUUCCAGGGCAUUCAGGAAACGACCAUAGUUUGGAUCGCCAGAAUAUUGGAUUUAAAUAGGCAGCUAUCUUCAAAAUCAUGAAAAACUGCGAAUACCAUCAAAUCGACCCGCAGGCACUAUCGACCCCAAACCCCACGCCACCGCCACCACCAUGUGCUGAGAGGAAGAGCAAACGGGCAAAGAGAAAAUGGGAAGUUUUCCCAGGAAAGAAUCGCUUCUACUGUGAUGGACGAAUCAUCUUAUCUCGUCAGAGUGGCGUUCUUCCACUGACUCUCGGCCUCAUUCUCGUCACGAGCGCCCUAUUCUUCAUUUUCGACUGCCCCUAUCUGGUUGAGCACUUGACCAGUUGCAUCCCUGUAAUUGGCGGAGUGCUGUUCAUAUUCGUGGUCAUCACCCUCCUGCAGACCAGCUUCACUGACCCUGGGAUCCUGCCCAGAGCCGGGCCAGAUGAGGCAGCGGAUAUUGAGAGGCAGAUCGACAGCUCAGGCUCCACCUCCUACCGCCCCCCGCCACGGACCAAGGAGAUCCUCAUCAACGAGCAGUUGGUGAAACUCAAAUACUGCUUCACCUGCAAGAUGUUUCGCCCACCCAGGACAUCCCACUGCAGCCUGUGUGACAACUGUGUUGAACGGUUUGAUCAUCACUGCCCCUGGGUGGGGAAUUGCGUGGGCAAACGCAACUACCGCUUCUUCUACAGCUUCAUCGUCUCCCUCUCCUUCCUGACGGCCUUCAUCUUUGGCUGCGUGACUACUCACCUGGUGAUGCGGUCCCAAGGAGAAAAAGGCAUCAUCAUCGCCCUCCAGGAGAGCCCUGCCAGUGCAGUAGAGCUGGUGAUAUGUUUCUUCUCUGUCUGGUCCAUCUUGGGUCUCUCUGGCUUCCAUACCUACCUGGUGGCUUCCAACCUCACCACCAAUGAGGAUGUGAGUACUCCCAGCAUGCUGAAAAUGCAAAUAUGUAUUGUAAAGGCCCUUCUUUAUUCCUUUUUUUCUUCUCCAUUUCCCCUUGUAUCUUGUUCAUACGUGUGUGUGUGUGUGUGUGUGUGUGUUUUUGUGCAGAUUAAAGGCUCCUGGUCUGGUAAAAGUGGGUCCGAGGGCUCGGGGAAUCCUUACAGCUACAGCAACAUCUUCACCAAUUGCUGUGUGGUGCUGUGUGGGCCCAUGCCCCCUAGUCUGAUUGACAGGAGGGGCUUUGUGCCCCCAGAUGAUGCUCCAGCAGCUGCCCCGCCACAGAUCGAGCUGCCCACCCUGGAGGCCAAGAGUGACAUCAACAUGUGUACACGGGGACCGAAAGACCUCUCCCCACCUGCGCCUCUGUAACCUCUGGCCCCGAGGAAGCCCGAGACUGCAUCAAUCAGCCCUGCUAAGGCCACUUUGGACCUGGUGACCCCCACCACCCUUCCUUUCCCUGCUGCGGAGAACCCUGGGCCUGCACACUUUCGGAUCGUGUGGAAAAGCCCCCCGUGAGCCCCAGAGACAGGC
This is a messenger RNA of Conger conger (European conger), 1825 nucleotides long. RefSeq names its product zinc finger DHHC-type palmitoyltransferase 18b (gene zdhhc18b). Gene Ontology annotation, biological process: peptidyl-L-cysteine S-palmitoylation; protein targeting to membrane. Bases 425 to 1663 code for a protein of 412 amino acids. The transcript is spliced from 9 exons. The record is from RefSeq and is a predicted model, not a curated record. Lineage: Eukaryota; Metazoa; Chordata; Actinopteri; Anguilliformes; Congridae. Gene Ontology annotation, cellular component: Golgi apparatus; endoplasmic reticulum. Gene Ontology annotation, molecular function: protein-cysteine S-palmitoyltransferase activity.